GGCUCUGCCCUUCAUUCAGGUGCUUUCUCAGUGAUGCCUCUUGCUCCUGGAUUAUAAAAGAACUGAAAGAAAGGAAAGACUGUUUGUAGGUUAUUCACAUUGCUGUUACUCUUACUAGGUGGGAAGCAGGCAGAUCAAUUGCAGCAUUCGGGGUCUGGGCAGCUCAGUUUACUAUCCAGGGACCCUUUGGACACUUUGAAAGCUAUCUGCGAGCAAUAGCCUUUUUUGGCACAGAGAUGGCCAGCGGAGGUCUGCAGCUGCUGGGGUUCGUGCUUGCUUCCAUAGGCUGGAUCGGCAUCAUCAUCAGUGCAGCCCUGCCCCAGUGGAAAAUGUCCUCUUAUGCUGGGGACAACAUUGUGACAGCUCAAGCUAUCUAUGAGGGACUCUGGAUGUCCUGUGUCAUGCAGAGCACGGGGCAGAUGCAGUGCAAGGUGUAUGACUCUCUGCUCAAACUGGAGGGCAGUCUGCAGGCUACCCGGGCACUGAUGGUGGCUGGCAUACUCCUGGGGCUCAUUGCCAUUUUUGUUGCUGUGACUGGCAUGAAAUGCAUGAAAUGCAUGGAGGAUGAUGAGGUGAAGAAGAUGAGGAUGGCUGUCUUUGGGGGCGUGAUCUUCCUUAUUGCAGGUUUUGACGUCUUGGUGGCCACAUCCUGGUAUGGACAUCGAGUGGCUCGGGACUUCUACAACCCUUUCACCCCCGUCAACACCAGAUUUGAAUUCGGACAGGCCCUCUUCAUUGGCUGGGCAGCUGCUUCUCUCACCAUUUUGGGAGGUGCCUUCCUCUGCUGCUCCUGUCCACGAAGAGAAAUUUCCUACCCACCCACCCGCGCCCACCCAAAGAGUGCUCCCUCAGCAGGAAAGGAUUAUGUAUAAUCGAGAUGGGGAGGAGCUACCUGUGUCAGCGACAAAGCUCAUUAAAGAGAAGAUGUGGAGACCAGAUCAGAGCGGAGUUUGGACCUUCUGCAUACUGCCUUCCUUUUAUUACAGCAAAUGUGUAUAUUUUUAUAAUCCUCUUCAUUACUGGACAUGAAUCUUCCUUUCUCUCCCAGCCCAAAGAGGAAGACUAGCCUUGUUCAUAGAUAUUCUCAUUGGAAAGGUGUAGCCUCCAAUCUUGUGUUAAUCUUGAUCCUGCAGCUCAUUGGGAGAAAAAGGGAAAGUGAUACUUUUUUCAGACAAAUAUUUGUGCUUUAUAUAAAAAAAAUCUCAAUUAGAUGGUAACAAUUCACCCCCUUUAUCCCAUUAAGCUGGAGUCCAGUGUGGUGUGUAUAUUUUUUUCUAUACAAAGUGAUAGAAAAAGUAGUAUUAGAAGAAAUCUCCCGGCCUAGGGAAAAGACCUGACCCAUAGUACCUGUUCUAAGAGGGUCUAAUAAAGUCUUAUGGUUUUGCUAUGGC
This is a messenger RNA of Dermochelys coriacea (leatherback sea turtle), 1391 nucleotides long. It is a transcript of the gene CLDN1, whose product is annotated as claudin 1. The coding region runs from base 237 to 872 and encodes 211 amino acids. The transcript has 4 exons. Gene Ontology annotation, cellular component: plasma membrane; bicellular tight junction. NCBI's taxonomy places the organism in Eukaryota, Metazoa, Chordata, Testudines, Dermochelyidae. Gene Ontology annotation, biological process: bicellular tight junction assembly; cell adhesion. The record is from RefSeq and is a predicted model, not a curated record. Gene Ontology annotation, molecular function: structural molecule activity.